UGCAAAAAUUGUUGUUCAAGUACAAAUACAUUUAGACUCUUCAAAAAUAUAGUGCGUGAGAACUCUCUUGUAGUAAGCGAUUAAAUAAUUUAUAUAAACGUUGUAUUUUGGCGCCUAAUUUUGCCUACUCACGCUCGCUGAAAGUGCACUAAAAUGCAGCCCUUGAAGCGUUUCACUCAGUGUGGCAGCCUGACUAUGCUCUUUGGAGUCUUCAUCAUACUCUUUGGGGUGAGCUCCACGGCGUUAACUACAUUCGGCAAGACCAAUAAUCAACCGCCGCCCACGCAAGGUCCCAUAAUCAAAGGUCGCGAGUGUAACACCCACGAUGACUGCGCAACAACAGAACGCACCAGUUGUGUAAAGGAUCCCAAUGACUACAAGAUGCGUUGCCUAUGUGGAGAUGAUUCGCCGCCCUCGAAUGGACUCUGUCCAGAUGUGCUCAAAGGUCUGCGGCAUAGAUGCAACAGCAAUCACGAGUGUGAAGAUGGGAUGGUUUGUCAAUUCGAAAACAAUAAUCGUACCAUUGGGGUUUCCAAAUUCAUGUCGAGUAAAACCAAACUGUGUCUUUGUGAUAAUGAUAAUGGCUAUGUGGAGGACAUUUUGCAUGACAUUUGCAGUGGUGCUAAUCAUCAAUAUCUGGUUAACCUUUUGGUAUCACUCUUCUCUUUGCUGACACCGUUUUUAUUCUCAGCUCAUAUGAGCAUGAGGAAGCAUUUCUAGAAGGCUUCUUAAACCAAGACAAACAAAUCCCAAUCUAAUAUUUACGGUAAUGUCUUUAGGUGAUCCAUCGAAUGUGCCUCAAUAAAUCAAUAACUGUAA
Molecule: messenger RNA, 819 nt
Organism: Drosophila montana
Lineage: Eukaryota; Metazoa; Arthropoda; Insecta; Diptera; Drosophilidae
Gene: sosie
Product: sosie
Exons: 4
Coding region: 154-720 (188 amino acids)
Source: RefSeq, a predicted model, not a curated record